Messenger RNA from Halteromyces radiatus, 896 nucleotides. RefSeq names its product Arv1-like family-domain-containing protein. The record is from RefSeq and is a predicted model, not a curated record. The transcript has 7 exons. Gene Ontology annotation, cellular component: cortical endoplasmic reticulum; Golgi apparatus. Bases 28 to 777 code for a protein of 249 amino acids. Gene Ontology annotation, biological process: sphingolipid metabolic process; regulation of plasma membrane sterol distribution; intracellular sterol transport. Lineage: Eukaryota; Fungi; Mucoromycota; Mucoromycetes; Mucorales; Cunninghamellaceae.
UUUUUUUUUUUUCUUUCCUUUAAUCAAAUGCCAACAUGUGUAGAAUGUGGAACUCGAGUACAAAAUUUAUAUACACAGUAUAGUAAAGAUAAUAUUCGUUUAACUUCUUGUGAUCAAUGUCAACAGUUUGCUGACAAGUACAUUGAAUAUGACUUUGUCAUUAUCUUUAUUGAUAUGUUACUUUUGAAACCUCAAGUAUAUCGACACUUAUUAUUCAAUAGGAUAUCUCAAACUGGUCAUGGAAUAGAGUCCAAUAUUAUUCGAUUUGCCAUUCUUCUCAUUUUGUUUGAAGUUUAUAUAAAAUGGUUUCGAUUAGAACGAUACUGCACGUUAUACAACUCAUUAUUUCUUCAAAAACCUUUGUAUUAUCAAUAUUUGUAUAUCCUGGCGUUAUGUAUAUUAGAAUUUGUUGUAUUCCAUUGCUGCAUUUGUCUUGCCUUGCGAUUUUAUUUCAGGAACCAUGAUAAGGUCAUCAGAUAUAACUAUAUAUCAAUGGCAUUGAUUAUAUCUAGUUUUGGCAAAAUGCUGUUAAUCUUGAUGGUGAUUUGGGAAUAUGAACAAUUGGAAUAUUCAUGGUUGGUUAGUAUCAUUGUUCUUGCUUCUAAUGUGGAAGCUUUAUCAGUAUAUCUCGAUUUAUCAUAUAUGAAGACCUUUUUGAUUGUGAGUGUUGGUAUCAUCGGUCGAGUGGUUGCCCAACUCUUGUUUUUACAGACUACCUUUGUUGACAUUGGACUGGAUGAUUCCCCUUUUUUACGAACAAAAUGGCUUACUUUAUGAAUUUCACUUCUUAGUAUCAUAUACUUUUUCAUCAUCAAGAUUAUACCAUCUAUUUUUUUUUUGUUUUUUAUUUUUGGAAAAAAAAAUACAUUUUUAUUGGAAUAAAGGGAAAAUAAAAG